Salarias fasciatus (jewelled blenny) is the source of this 2530-nucleotide messenger RNA. Its product is annotated as formin-binding protein 1-like. The transcript is spliced from 18 exons. The record is from RefSeq and is a predicted model, not a curated record. Gene Ontology annotation, biological process: signal transduction. Gene Ontology annotation, molecular function: protein binding. The coding region runs from base 146 to 2038 and encodes 630 amino acids. Lineage: Eukaryota; Metazoa; Chordata; Actinopteri; Blenniiformes; Blenniidae.
CAAAAGGUAGUCCGGGGAGACGCGCUGCGCGUGACCGCGUCCCGUGCGCGUGCAGCUGCAGACCGGGGCCGGUGCGUCGGUAAGGAUGAGCGCGUGAGCUUCUCCCGGUGAUCGGCGGCGCGGAGCGCGCGAGGACAGUGGAGCCAUGAGCUGCAACUGGGGCACCGAGCUGUGGGACCAGUUUGAGAACCUGGAGAAACACACCAGCUGGGGCAUCGACUUCCUGGAGAGAUACACCAAGUUCCUGAAGGAGCGAGCCGAGAUCGAGCUGAGCUACGCCAAGCAGAUCCGGAAUCUCUCUAAGAAGUACCACCCGAAGAGAAGCAGAGAAGAGGACAGCAGGUACACCUGGUGCGUGGCCUUUGCUGCGACGCUCCAGCAGCUGAACGAGCUCUCUGCUCAGCGGGAGGAGCUGGCCGAGAGCCUGAACUCGCAGAUCGUGAGUGAACUGAGCCGAUACACCCAGGAGCUGAAGGCCGAGAGGAAGACGCAUUUCCAAGAUGGCCGCCGUGCUCAGCAGCACAUCGAGAGCUCCUGGAAACAGCUGGAGUCUAGCAAACGGCGCUUCGAGCGAGACUGCAAGGAGGCGGAGCGAGCGCAGCAGGCGUCGGACAGGAUGGACCUGGACAACAAGACGGACGGAGAGAAGCGCUGCUCUCUGAAGGCUCGUCAGGCGGCUCAGCAGAAGCAGCAGGCUGCUGAAGAGUCGCGGUCGUUCUACCUGAGCAGCCUGAGCCGCUUCAACCAGGACCAGCAGCAGCACUACCACAGCCUGGUGCCCGUCAUCUACCAGCGGAUCCAGGACAUGGAGGAGCGGCGGAUCGAGCGGGUGGGGGACGCCAUGCGGGCGUCCGCCGAGGCGGAGAGGAAGGUCCUGCCGGAGGCGGGCCGCUGCCUGGACGCCAUGAUGGACGCCGCCCAGAGCAUCCAGCCCCGCAAGGACACCCGGCAGGUGGUGGAGCUCUUCAAGUCCGGCUUCGACCCUCCAGGAGACGUGGACUUUGAGGACUACAGCGCCACCAUGAGGCGGAGCAUCUCCGAGUCAAGUUACCUUGACAACCGGACCGAGGGACGGAGACACAGCCGGAAGCUGUGGCCCUUCAUCCGGAAAAACAAGCUGCUGACUCUCCUGUCCUCACCACGUCAGCCUCCUCCUCCUCCUCCGACUUCCCCGUCUCCUGGGGGCGUGGCCAACAGUCCCCAGUCUCCGCCCACCGUCUCCCGUGAGCCAAUCACACAACGGCUAAAUGACCUCAUGACCUCUGGCUCCAGAACCAGGAAGCAGUGUCUGCGCAGCCUGAAGAGAGGGUUGUCACUGAAACUGGCCUCCAGUCCAGCAGACUGCAGCAACCUUCAGCCUGAACAGAGACGCAAGAAACUGCAGAGUCGCAUUGAAAACAUCAGUCAGGAGAUCCAGAGGGAGAGAGAGCAGAGGGACGCCCUGCUGAAGAUGGUCCAGGUCUACCAGCUCAGUCCUCAGCUCGGGGACGUGGACAGUCUGGAGCCCCGCCUGGAGGAGGUGAAGCAGAGUCUGCAGAGGCUGGAGGAGGAGCUGCACCGGAACCAGGUGUGGCUCUCGGAUGCAGACAGUGGAGCCUCUGAGCAGGGCAGCAGGAGGCAGAGUGGAGGUUGCGGGUUCAAUUCCCAAGCCACCACCCCUGGAAGCAGCAGCCUGAAGCAGCUGGACAACCGCAGUCCGGCGAGCCGAGAGAGCCCUGACGGCAGCUACACGGAGGACCACAGCGCCGAGCUUCACUUCAAGUCUCGCAGUUCGGAGUUUGACGACGACUUUGAGGACGAGGAGCCGCUGCCGAGCAUCGGAACCUGCAAGUCCCUGUACCCGUUCCAAGGUCAGAACGAGGGGACGCUGUCCAUGGUGGAGGGGGAGCUGCUGUCUGUGGUGGAGGAGGACAAGGGGGACGGCUGGACCCGGGUCCGGCGCAGCCUGGACGAGGAGGGCUACGUCCCAACGUCUUACAUCAAGGUCUUCUUGGACAGCAGUGCCAAAGGCUUUGUGCAGAGUAGUCGUCUAGUGUAGGACAGCUCUCGACGAAUGAGGACGUCUCCCAGGAAGUGAUGUAAAGAAGUGAGAGGAAGUGGACAGUUGUCUUCUUCCUGACCGAUCAGCUGACUCACUGCGUCCACUGUGUCACUCUGAGAGCUGCUCUGAUUGGCCGGAUAGAAACGAGAGCGUCACGGUGGGUGUGGCCGUGUGAAGGCUCAGUUCAGUGUAAAUUUAGCCCCGCCCCUUCCCCUGCUCAUAACCCCGCCCCCUCCCCUGCUCAUAGCCCCGCCCCCACGAAUUCGGAAGCCACGCCCCUUCCCCCUGCUCAUGUCUGAAGCCCCGCCCCUUCCCCCGCUCACAUCCGAAGCCCCGCCUCCACCGUGCUUCUCGGUCUCCAUGUUUUUUGACUGAUUGUGUGAAAUGUGAUACUUUUUGAUUUUAUAAACUUCAGUGACUUUUUUUAAUUGAACUGCAGAGUCGCUCUUUUCCACUUCAUGUCUGUCAAACUUUCAAAAUAAACUUCAC